Molecule: messenger RNA, 1334 nt
Organism: Carcharodon carcharias (great white shark)
Lineage: Eukaryota; Metazoa; Chordata; Chondrichthyes; Lamniformes; Lamnidae
Gene: hmces
Product: 5-hydroxymethylcytosine binding, ES cell specific
Exons: 7
Coding region: 134-1129 (331 amino acids)
Biological process (GO): DNA damage response
Molecular function (GO): single-stranded DNA binding
Source: RefSeq, a predicted model, not a curated record
GAAACGUCUGCGCGUCAGAGGUCGGUGUCACGUGGGGCCGGCGUCCUCCAGCCGAGCGGCGACAAUGUAACAACAGGCGCUCAGCUCAGGCUUAAAGUCUAAGGGUUUGUACCAAGUGCUACUCGUGGCCGACAUGUGUGGGCGCACUGCGUGCUCGCUGGCUGCCGAUCAGAUCAGACGUGCCUGUGCCUAUCGCGAUGGGCAAGGGAGGAGAAGGGACCCUGAAUGGAGAGACGGGGACCGAGACAAGUACAAGCCCUCGUUCAACAGAUGCCCGCAUUCUAACAGCCCGGUGCUGGUGUCCAGAAAACACUUUCACAAAGAUGCGGAGAGUGCAGAGCCUAUCCUGGCGGCCAUGCGUUGGGGUCUCAUUCCAUCCUGGUUUCGGGAGAGUGAUCCCAAGAAAAUGCAGUACAACACCAGUAACUGUCGCAGUGAUGGGAUGAUGCAGAAGAAUUCGUAUAAGGAUCCUUUCAUUAAAGGGCAGCGCUGUGUGGUGUUGGCUGAUGGAUUCUAUGAGUGGCAGAGGCAUUUUGGUGAAAAGCAGCCCUACUUCAUCUACUUCCCACAGACCUGCGAGAAAGAGGAGGUAGAUGGCGAGGAGUGGAAGGGUCGACGGCUGCUCACCAUGGCGGGGCUCUUUGACUGCUGGAGACCUCCGUGUGGUGGAGAGGCGCUUUACACAUACACCAUCAUCACAGUGGAGGCUUCCAAAGCUAUGGACUGGAUCCACGACAGUAGAAUGCCAGCUAUCCUGGAUGGGGAGGAGUCCGUGCGGAUGUGGUUGGAUUAUGGGGAGGUUCCGUCCAUGGAGGCUGUUAAACUGAUCCACCCGACAGAAUGUAUCGCUCUUCACCCAGUCUCCACGGUGGUUAACAACACCAAAAACGACUUCCUCGAAUGCAUCAAACCAAUCGAACUGGGAGUUAAAAAGGAAUCCAAACCCACGGCCAGCAGCAAACUGAUGAUGAACUGGCUGCAAAACCCCUCUCCCAAGAAGGAAGAAGUCGGCGCCGGGAGUCCGCUGAAGGCUAAGCCGGAGACGCCCAAGAAAAGCAGCGUGGGGCUGAUGCAGAUGUGGCUUCAGAAAACUGAGGAGCCCUUGGCCAAGAAGCUGCGCACCACCUGAGAUACGCGCAACACCGGCAGCCCGGCGAGCUCAGCUCCGAAGUGCUUCGUUGCAGAUUGAACCUCGAUAGGCGGCAUUGAGUGAGCGUCGCUGGUCCUCACCAGAUGUUGCAAAGGCGUUUGACUUGACUAGAAAUUUCUAGCAGUUUUGUUCUUUGCAAAGUUCCAGUUGCCAUGUUGUGCAUUUGCCUAAAACAGUUAGAAAG